Neodiprion fabricii is the source of this 3046-nucleotide messenger RNA. It is a transcript of the gene dlp, whose product is annotated as glypican-4. Gene Ontology annotation, biological process: cell migration; regulation of signal transduction; regulation of protein localization to membrane. The coding region runs from base 511 to 2412 and encodes 633 amino acids. The transcript is spliced from 8 exons. NCBI's taxonomy places the organism in Eukaryota, Metazoa, Arthropoda, Insecta, Hymenoptera, Diprionidae. Gene Ontology annotation, cellular component: plasma membrane; synapse; cell surface. The record is from RefSeq and is a predicted model, not a curated record.
GUUUCAGUUUGAUCAGUCGCCGGGUUUCGGGUUCGGGGUGCUGUCCUGUAGCCGUCGAGGAUUAGUGCGUCCCGAACUACAGCCGGUGCCGUCGAGUCUCGCGUCCGUCUCGAGAACGAGCAACACACAGCCUUGCUCGCUCGCUCACCGUGCUCCGCAUCGAGAUAAAUACUCCAGCGUCCUGAGCGUGACAAUCAAGAACUACGUCGACGGGUCGAAUUGCGAGGAAACCAGCGAAAGGACGACGUAUGCGAAUUUGAGAUUCAGAUUCGCAGCCAAGGGUUGCGAGAUUUCAGGGGCGGCGAGCGGACGGGGAGAGGAGCGCUCGUUUUCACGUUGAUCGUGGGUACAGUGUGUGUUUUGUUUUCCUCUCAUUUUCGACAACGCGCUGCAGUGUGUGUGCAGUGCCGAUUGUCUUCUCUUCUCUGACUGCCGAUUCCGAGCUCAACGCCGCUACUGUGAUCAUAUCGAUAUCCACACAACGGAGGUGCCCUGGGUAAUCAGAGAAAUAUGAGUGCUCUCACGUUCCCAUUAUGCACCUUGCUCGCCCUCGGCAUUGCCGCGACCGCGGCCGCCGGUCUGAAGUGCGACGCCGUUAGGACUUACUUCGAAGCUCAGGGAUUUCCACCGAGCGACAUACCCAAAGAGCCGAUCUCCUCCCGUGAGUUGAAGACCUGCGGUGGCGUCAGUAGCGGCGGUGAAGUAUGCUGCUCAGCUGACAUGGAGCUAAGACUCCAGGCUCGAGCAAAGGACAAACACGAGAAGGCUACCAGAGACAGCCUUCACAGAUGGCAUCAGAUAUUCGCCACAAGGGCGACCAAGUUUCAUGACUUUUUCAAAGAUCUACUGGCGGCGAGUAAAAAAGGUUUUCACGAAAUGUUCAAACGAACAUACGGCGUUAUUUAUGAACAGAACGCCUACCUAUUCACCGACCUGUUCAAGGAACUCGAGAACUACUACGCCAGGGGAACGGUCAACCUUGAAGACGCGAUGGACAAUUUCUUCAACGUCCUUUAUCAGAAGAUGUUCACGGUGAUGAACAGCCAAUAUCAAUUCGACGACAAGUAUCUCGAGUGCGUUGGAGACCACAUGAAGGAGAUGAGCCCUUUCGGCGACGUUCCUCAAAAAUUGAGUGUCCAGAUAAAGCGAUCGUUCGUUGCAACCAGGGCGUUCAGCCAGUCCUUGAACGUCGCUGCUGACGUUCUGAAGAACAUGCAGACUCUUAGAUCAUCUCCCGAAUGCGCCGCGGCUUUAACCAGAAUGACGGCGUGCCCAUCAUGCAGUGGCAUUCCUGGUAAUGUCUUGGCCUGCACGAAUAUGUGCAGCAACGUAAUGAAGGGCUGUCUCGCUCAACAUGCUGCGCUUGAUGUCGACUGGAAUCAUUUUGUCGAGGCAGUCGACAAGGUCGCGGAGCGUCUUCUGGGUCCGUUCAACAUCGAGGUGGUGGUCGAACCGAUAGACAUAAAGAUAUCGGAGGCAAUCAUGAACUUCCAAGAGAGUGGAGCUGACGUGUCACAGAGAGUUUUCUCUGGCUGUGGUAAACCGAUAUUGGGGAAAAGACGGAGGCGGGACAGCAGGGAACUCCAGCUCGAGUCGCUGAAUUUCAAUCAGGCUUCAUCGGCCGAGGAUAGAGCUCCUACCGCCGCCAUGAUGGACAAACUCGUAAAGGAGAUCAGGCAGAGGAUCAGAGAUUCAAGACAAUUCUGGACCUUACUUCCCUACCAAUUAUGCAACAACGGCCUCGUCGUUCCUCCUAGCAAUACCAAAGAGUGCUGGAACGGGACUCACAUUGACCAGUACAUAUAUCCAGUAUCUUCGAGCGGUGAGAUUCAGACUCUGAAUCCCGAGGUCCAAGCCUCGGGACCAAAGGCAACGGUUGUCAAGGAGCAGUUGUACGCUCUUUCGAUGAUCAGUAACAGGUUGAGGUUGGCCUUCAACGGUCAAGACGUCGAUUGGAUCGACACAGAGGAGACUGGAUACGGAUCCGGAAGUGGUUCGGGAGACGGCGGUGACGACGAUGAUGGUCGCAUCGACGACGACUUCGAGGAUGAGAACAUCGAGGGUGGCGACGUUGAGGGGAGAAUUCUGGUGGAGGGAUCAGGUUACGAGACGUCAACAAAUUCGAGGGACAAUCAAGACGCCUACAACAACAACAACAACAACAACAACAACAACAAGCAACAGACUACGACGACGAUUCUUGGCAAAGACGAAAGUCCGGUUGUUCCUCCGAAGAUCGACACUUCCGUUACGACAAAGAGCAAACCCGGUGCCAAUAACAAGACUUUGUCAGUAGCUGGUAGCGGCAAUGGUGUGUAUAGACCAAAAAUGUCACUCACCAGAGCACUGACUACGUACCUUUUCCCGAUAGCCGUAAUGUGGUUCGGCGGUUGUUUAACCGAGUGGCUGUGAUCCGCCAGUUAAUAAUUAAUAUUAUUUUAAACCUAUUGGUUAUAGGGUAAACAUUAUAUUAUUGCAUUAAUAACGCAAUAUUGUAAAUAUAUUAUAUUAUAUUGUGACGAUAAUAUCAUUAUUAUUAUUAUCAUUAUUAUUGUUAAUGAUACUAUGUUUUGUUAUCACUCUCAUCAAAUUCUUCAAUUGCGACGAUGAUGAUGAUAACGAUGAAGAUGAUCAUAAUAAUGAUGAUAAUAACAAUGAUAGGAAUCCCCCCGAUCUGAGAGAAGAUUGAAAAUUGAAGGCGAAGAAGAUAAGUGAGCAAUUUUUUUCUACAUCCUUUUCUUAACGUUUUUCUAUAUAUUCAGUUUAUGACGGUAACCUUUCUCGUCAAAGGCUAAUAAUAAUGAUUAUGAUGAUAAUAGUAUCAACAAUAACAAGGGUAAUAAUUUAUAAUAAUAAUAUUGAUAUCACACGUGAGAUUGUUAAAGCAGCUUUGAAAAAGAUGCUUUUUGAGAAAAGAUUUAAUCCGAAAAUAAAAGUGAUGAUAAUACUAAUAAUAACAUUAAUAAUAAUAAUUAUCUAGGUCGGGAAAAAUUGCUUAACCCGUGAAAUUGAAAAGAAAUCACGUCUACGACGGUAUCAAAGAAAG